AUGGAUCCAACGGGCAUGCAGCUGGUGUCUGCGGGGCCGUACCGGGCAGGCACGGACUUCGAGAAAUGGCUGCGAGCGUUGGAGCGCUACAUGGUCGCUAUGGACAUCCAAGGGCCUACCAGACGGUGCGCCGUGCUGCUACACCUGGUGGGGCCUGACAUAGCCGAUGUCAGCGACUCCCUGCCGGAAGAGGAGGCAGAAGGACCGGAGGAAGACGAGUUCACCCGGCUAAAAAGGAAGUUGGUACGGUACCUGGUGCCAAGGAAUAACGUCGUGGCUGAACGAGGGAAAUUCCAAGGAAUGACAAUGGAGCCGGAGGAAAGCCUGGAGGACUUCCUGGCCAGGCUACGGACCCAAAUCCUGCGCUGCGGCUACGAGCCGGCGCAGGUGAACCGGGAGCUGCGAGACCGCUGCGUCCUGGGCAGCCGAGGCGAGCUGCAGCGGAAGCUGGUGAGGGAAGCGGCACUGAAGGGCGACGAACUCAACCUGGAGGAUGUCCGGCGGACGGCACGCGCCCACCGGGACGUCAUGGACCUGACGACUCGGUUGUCAGGGGCGCCGGUGCCGGCUGCGACGGACGGGGAGGCAGUCCAGGUGGUGAGACGCCAGCGGCGGGCGGAGACGGCCAGGCCGGCCGAGCGCCCGGGACCGGGCUCGUGCUUCGGCUGCGGAGGCCGGGGACACUGGCGGCGGGACUGUCCGACGUACAGGGCGGACUCGGCGCCGGAGAGGGCGCGCCCUCCGGCGGCAGGAGCGGUGCAGCAGCGCGGAGUGUCUCGCCCGCCCGGCCCGGCAGACGGCGGUCGGCGAGACAGCAGACGCGGCGGACCGCUCGAGAAGAGGAGGUGCCGGUUUCCACCUGGCGGUCGCUAA
Messenger RNA from Amphibalanus amphitrite, 873 nucleotides. RefSeq lists its product as uncharacterized. Gene Ontology annotation, molecular function: nucleic acid binding; zinc ion binding. The record is from RefSeq and is a predicted model, not a curated record. The transcript has a single exon. Bases 1 to 873 code for a protein of 290 amino acids. NCBI's taxonomy places the organism in Eukaryota, Metazoa, Arthropoda, Thecostraca, Balanomorpha, Balanidae.